AUGGCUACAAUUGCUCGCGCGAAUGAAUGGAUGAACACAUCUGGGGAGACAGCCCCAGUGUGGGUGCAUCGUAUGCCCUUCUCUGAAUAUCCUCAUUUCGAAGCGUUAUCGCAUGAUACCACAACAGACGUAUGCGUAGUCGGCUCCGGCAUAGCAGGUAUAUCCACUGCGUAUGAACUCAUCACCCGCGGCAAGAGGGUGACCAUGAUCGACGCUCGGAACGUGCUUUCCGGGGAAAGUGGGAGAACUAGUGGUCAUUUGUCAAACGCCCUAGAUGAUGGCUAUCGCGAGAUUGCGAAGAAGCACGGGUGGAAAGGAGCGACAGUCGCGGCCGAUAGUCACACCUGGGCUAUCGACCGGGCAGCAGAUAUCGUUAAGAAACUCAACCUGGAUUGCGAGUUCCGGUACCUACCAGCGAUUAAGAUAUCUCAGUACCCUCGCGAGGAUCCCAAGCAUGAUGAGGAAGUGGGCAUGAUCCGGGAUGAAGUUGAUUGUGCUACGAAAGCUGGCAUAACUGUUUCUUUCCGCGAAGGUCUUACUGUCCAGGGAUGGGACGGCGAAAUCGACCAGCGAGACGGAGCUUUAUUUCUCGGUCAAGCUACCUUCCAUCCUACCAAAUAUAUGGCUGGUCUGCUUGAGUGGUUGAUGAAGCACCCAAACUUCCAAUGUUUCACCCAUACCCGAAUGGCAUCUAUCGAAGAGAACGACCAUGUCCGGGUGCGCACAGCUAAUGGCAACUCAAUUACUGCUAGUGAUAUAGUUGAGACAACCUGUAUUCCGAUCCAGAAGUUAAGCAUCGUUGCGGAAUUGGAAUACAUGCGAACAUACUGCAUCGCCAUCCGGGUACCUAAGGAUUACAUUGAGGACUGCCUGAUUUACGACCAGGCCAAAGCGUACAAGUAUGUUCGCUUUACGAGCUGUGACGAAAACGAAGAUUACCUAGUUAUUGGAGGCUGCGAUCACAAAGUUGGCCAGGAUCAAGUGGAGGGUCGCUUCCAAGAGCUGGAGACAUGGGUGCGCCAGCGAUUCACCAGGGCCGGCUCCGUUGACUACAAAUGGAGCGGACAGAUUUUUGAGCCAGUAGACUAUAUGGCUUUUAUUGGAAAGAACCAAGGAAUGAAUCAUACCUACGUCGUCACAGGCGAUAGCGGAAAUGGAUUAACCCACGGUAUAUUGGCCGGGAAACUGAUCGCAGACGAAAUUGAAGGGGUCGAGAACCCAUGGGCGAGCCUCUACGAUCCCAAGCGGCUGGCUAGUAUAGCCGAGUCGACUGGAAGCAUGCUGAAGCAUGACAUGCAAAUUAAUAGCCAGUAUAAGCGCUAUUUGCACUCCGACAUCAAAGAUAUCGAGGAUCUCGCGGUGGGCAGUGGUGGUGUUGUUAACAAGGCCAGCACGGGAGGACCCAUUGCCGUAUACAAAGAUGAGGGAGGUCAGGCGCAUCGCUUCAGCGCUAUCUGCCCUCAUAUGAAAGCGGUCCUCAGUUGGAACGCCGCGGAGAAGAGCUGGGACUGUCCGGUUCACGGAAGUCGGUUUAGCUGCGAUGGUGUUUGCGUUCAGGGCCCUGCCAAUUCCAAUCUGAAGCCCUUGGAUGGCUUUUCGAAAUCCAAACAGCAGGAGCAAGAAGUACUGUAA
Messenger RNA from Aspergillus affinis, 1632 nucleotides. RefSeq names its product FAD-dependent oxidoreductase. The record is from RefSeq and is a predicted model, not a curated record. Lineage: Eukaryota; Fungi; Ascomycota; Eurotiomycetes; Eurotiales; Aspergillaceae. Gene Ontology annotation, cellular component: cytoplasm. The transcript has a single exon. Gene Ontology annotation, molecular function: oxidoreductase activity; 2 iron, 2 sulfur cluster binding. Bases 1 to 1632 code for a protein of 543 amino acids.